This is a messenger RNA of Mesocricetus auratus (golden hamster), 4062 nucleotides long. RefSeq names its product interferon-inducible GTPase 1-like. Bases 132 to 1367 code for a protein of 411 amino acids. The transcript has 2 exons. Gene Ontology annotation, biological process: cellular response to interferon-beta; defense response. The record is from RefSeq and is a predicted model, not a curated record. Gene Ontology annotation, molecular function: GTP binding; GTPase activity. Lineage: Eukaryota; Metazoa; Chordata; Mammalia; Rodentia; Cricetidae. Gene Ontology annotation, cellular component: endoplasmic reticulum membrane.
CGAAGAAGCAGAGGUGGGUUGCAAGUGAAGACAUUGGAGCACAGUGGAGCGUGGUUCCUGCAGCUGAACUACAGGGAACACAGACACCGGCACCAGACACAGGAUAAUCUGGGCACUCUUCCAACACAGCCAUGGGUCAGUUAUUCUCUGCUCAGGAUGAAGACCAUGGAAAUUCAGAGAUCAACUACACUGCAUAUUUUAAGAAGAUUAAGAAAGAAAACACAAUCAUUCCUCAGGAAACCAUCCAUUUAAUAGAAUUUCAUCUGAAAAAGGGAAACAUUCUGGGGGCAAACUCAAUAAUCAGUGAUGCAUUGAAAAAUAUUGAUAGUGCCCCAAUAAACAUUGCUGUGACAGGAGAGUCUGGAGCAGGGAAGUCCAGCUUCAUCAAUGCCCUGAGGGGAGUUGGGACUGAAGAUGAAGGUGCAGCUGCAGUUGGGGUAACAGAGACAACAAUGAAUAUAACUUCAUACAAACACCCCAAAAUCAAAACUUUGACUUUGUGGGACCUGCCUGGCAUUGGAACUAUGAACUUCCUGCCGAAAGAGUAUCUGGAGAAAGUGCAAUUCCAAAAGUAUGACUUCUUCAUUAUUGUUUCUGCCACACGUUUUACAAAUCUUGAACUAGACCUUGCCAAAGCAAUCAGAUUUAUGAAAAAAAAUUACUACAUGGUGAGAACCAAGAUAGAUGCUGAUUUACAAAAUGAAGAGUCUACCAAACCGCGUACCUUUGACAGAGAAAAUACCCUGCAGAAUAUCCGAAGAUACUAUGUAGAUAACUUUAGUCAUAACAACAUGGAUGCACCACAGAUUUUCUUGAUCUCUAGCCAUUAUCUGUCUGACUAUGAUUUUCCAGUCCUGAUGGACACCCUGACACAGGAUCUUCCUGCUCAGAAACGCCACAACUUUACACUUUCCAUGACUAAUAUUACAGAGGCAGCCAUUGACAGAAAGCGCGAGUCUAUGCAGCAAACUAUCUGGUUAGAAGCCAUCAAGGAUGGAGUUUUGUCUGCUGCUCCUGCAGUGGGUAUCCUCAGGGAUAAUAUGAAAAACCUGAAGGCAAGAUUAAACCUCUACCAAGAAUGCUUUGGAGUGGAUGAUGAAUCCAUGGAAUUCAUGGCCAAGAAUUACCAAGUGCCUGUUGAAAAACUGAAAAAAAUCAUUAAAUCUCCUUAUUUAUUGGAAACUAAGGAAGAAGAAACAUUAGGAGAAACAUUUUUGAAAUAUUUGGAGAAAUUUGCCUCAGCUAAUGGUGGGUUCCUUGCUGCAGGUCUUUACUUUAGGAAAACCUUUUACUUGCAACACAUCUUCCUUGACACGGUGACUGAAGAUGCCAAAGCUCUCCUUAGAGAGACAUAUUUAAAAAACUAGCACAAAUUCAGCUCACCCACUGCCUCUGACCAUGACAACAUCAAAAGAUUAACUCCAGGGAGUGAUAUAUAAAUUCCCCUUCUGAUAUGUUUCUCUUUACAUUAGCCAAUCCACUACUACCAUGGGAAAACCUAAAGAUAUGGACCAUGUAAUGGGGGAUGUCCUUCUGUAUAUAUGUUUCUCUUAUUGAUUGAUGAAUAAAACACUGUUUGGCCAAUAGAGGCAGGAAGAUAGGUGGGAUUCAGAGACAAGGAGAAUGCUGAGGAGAGAGGCAGACAGGCACCAUGAGGAGAUGCCAUAUAGAGACCAGAAAAACAGGACUUGCCAGGUGCUCUCUGUUAAGAUAAGGCCAUGUAUAAUUACAUAGAUUAGUAGUUAUGGGUUAAUAAUCAAGACAGAGCUAGCCAAUAAGAAGCCCUAGAUAUUGACCAACAGAUUUAUAAUUAAUAUAGCAUCUGUGUGUUUAUUUGAUGCUAUGGGAUCAAAUUCUUAAUAUGUCAGAGUUGGACAACCCCAAUCCCUCUUUACUUCUCUACAUCCCUCUCUUUCCUUCAACCCCACCUUCAUGCUUGAAUACACACACACACACACACACACACACACACACAUGAAUGAAUGAACACAUGCCCAUAUACAAUACCCAAACAUGUGCAAGCACACACACACAAAAGAUUUUAAUAGCUAUUUUGUAGCUUUUUCUUCACAAUCAAAUGAUUUCAAUGAAAACUCAGGAAGUCAGAGGCUCUAUACUCAGUGCACAAAUCACUUGCCAUGCAUGUGUGAGGACCACAGUUCAAUUUCCAGAACGCACAUAAAUGUUGUCUUGGUGUUGCAAUCAUUUUGUACUUCCACACUCAGAAGACAAGAACAGCGAAACCAUGGAGAAGCCGGCUUCCUAGACUGUGUAGAUCUACAAGCUCAGGAUUCAGUUGAGAGAUCCUGCCGUGCUGAAAAAGGAAGAAAGUAACAGAGGUGGAGACUCAACAUACUCUGGCAUGUCCACACACAUGUAAACAUGUAAUCCCCACAGAGAGACCCAUUUUAAAUGGAAAAUAAAAUAAUACUCAGGAAGUAAAUAAAAUUCACAAGUCGUAGAAAGUACAGGAACAUAACAGGCUCAUGAAGCUCUUCAAGGUUAUAUAAGGAAAAAGCAUUCUGCAGGAAUGGGGAUUUCAGAGCAGCUGAGGUGCCUGUAAAUCAUGCAGAGGCCCUAUUGCCUUGCUGAGGUGGGCUUAUCAGUGAUGAAGCUACCUUUGAGUGUUCCACAUUCCCAUAAGCAGCUCUCACCCUAAUAAAUUCACUCAUUUGCUAAACUAGACGCAAAAGACAUGUUGAUGCUGGGGUUGAAGUGUGUGAAUUCACUUCUAGUCUGGACCUUUGGGGUAGGAGGACAAGAGCCUUUAACUGGAGCCAUACUGUCUUCUGGACGUCUGUAUAAGGACAUGGAAGAAGGAAGAUUUUGCUCAUUACCUUCGUGCACUUCCCUUGCUAGCACAUCCAUUUCUUCACUGACAUUGGAAUCUACACCUUUGGAAUUCCAGCUGAUACAGAUGACCAGCUAAGACAUCCAGCCUUGUGGGACUGAACAACUAAUUUCUUGGACUAUCCACGCACUGAAGAAUAGCUGGACUGCACCCUGUAAGUCAUUCCAGUAUAUCCCCCUUAUAUACAGAGAUUCAUUCCAUAAGUUCUGUGACUCUAGAGAAAUUUAACGAAUACAAUAAGCUAUAUCUUCUCACCCAGUAACUCCAGUAAAAGUUCCUAAGCACAUAUAAAAUAGUGGAAUUCAGGAUAGUGUUUUCAGACAUCCUCAAUGAUUCCUUCCUUCACUCCCACCUCCUCCACAAUACUCACUUUUCGCACUUCAUAUCACUCGUCCUCUACUUAUCCCCUUGGUAUUACAGUUCUGUAGAGGAAGAGAAUCAAUGGAGUGAAUAUAUUUACAAUAUAUGCAUAAAACAGAAUACUAUAUUAAGAAGGCUCACAUUGAAAUAGUAUCAACAGCUGAGUGCCAACUGGGAGGCUGAGAACCUGUUGUUUCUCCAUUAAAGAGAGUACCUAAACAGUUAGGGCAGCACCACAGUGACUGUCUCUCAGUAGGCAGGACAACAACUCUGCAGUUGCUCAGGUCACAAGGCUGGGUACCGCUGCAUUCCCGCCUGGCACAGAAAAACUGGAAGCUUCCUGGAGAAUCACUAAUCCAGAGUCAGAUUCCUGGAAAUGUUUGUUCUGACAUCAGUGAAGGAACCAGCAGCAGAGACGGCAAAUCAACCCACAGUUAGAAGAAAUGUCAAGACAGCACAGGGCAAGUCAUCAUUCCCUGCCUUACACUUGGCAUCUGAGUGGGUCUUUCAGCAUACGUUUAGGCAAUCAGGACAUUUCUGGUGCGGCUCCAUAUCAAGUGACUCUAAUUUGUGGCAAGUUGACUUUAUAAUCAACCUCAACAUCCUCCCUAAAGAUCUUUCUUCCCUUUCUACAGUGACCCAGUUCCAGCUUCCUGGCUUCCAUGAUUGUGCCAAUUGAAUGACUCAAAUGCAAAGAUUCAGUGCUAUGAUCUAUAUAUGAGAAAGAAUAUGUGGUUUUAGACUUCCUGGGUCAGGAAAACAUCACACAAUGUUUUCAAGGUCCAUCCAUUGACCCAAGAUUUUUGUGAUUUUAUUUUCCUCUACAGAUGAAUAAAUUCUACUGUAUAAUG